Molecule: messenger RNA, 355 nt
Organism: Cylicocyclus nassatus
Lineage: Eukaryota; Metazoa; Nematoda; Chromadorea; Rhabditida; Strongylidae
Source: the annotation of a GenBank genome assembly
CUCGCACGGCAGGAUUUAUUAUAGAAAUUCGUUGGAUAUGUGGCCAAUUGCAUUCCUCCUACUCUUGCUAUGUUUCAAUGCCGAUGCUCGCCCUAAAGAAAGUGUUCGUCAUCGAAUAACUCUCCGUACCCGAAGUCCCGAUGGUCGUACUCAAAGUCCUGAUCGUCGUCCCAUGCUUGAAUUUGAUCGAAGUUCAACUCAAGAGAAGCAGGGUUUCUUCACGUGCAUGAAACAAUGCUGGGAAAGAAGCAAAGGAAUAACGAACAUAUUCAAAUGUAUGAAAGACCGUUGUUGCACUCGAAAGCGGAACGUGGAAGAAAGCUUCUCACACACAAAGUAUGAUUGAGCGCACCAA